AUGGCUAACAUCUGUUUCAGAUUCAUUAUUGUAUUAUUUUCCCUCGCGUGUCUAGUGCUUACUGCAUUUGCACUAUCAGGAUCAUAUACAAAUAAAUCCUAUUUGACACCAACAUAUCUUAUAAACUUUCACUUGAAUAAAUUGGAUUUACGACAAAUUAUUAGUUCCAGUAUUGGAAGCAACAGCAACAAAAAGAGAGCUGACGAAACUACAUCAACAUCAACCCCAACUGCAACUGCAACUGCUACUACAUCAGGCUCAGUUCCUUCAAAUGUUCAACAAUGGAUCGAUGCUGCAAGUAGCUUGGCUGGAAGCUUACCAUCGGACUUGGGUAGUGCUGCUUCUGCAUUGGGAACAAAUUUACCCUCUUCGGUGCCUAGUGACGUUGCAUCAGCUUUAUCAUCGAGUCUUCCUACUGGUGAUAUUGAGCUGGCCGUUUCUGCUGCCAUUGCUAACUUGUUGAGUAGUGUAACCCCAGAAGAAUUGGGAAUUGCCGAUAUCUAUUCCGUAAGUUACUGGGGAUAUUGUCGUGGAGAUUUGAAAAGUAACAAAUCAGAGGUAUAUGAUGAUGCUUUAGGAAGAACUGUUAUUGAAAAUUUCGAAAAUUCAAAUAUCGAUUAUACUUGGUGUUCAAGUCCCAAAGCAGGAUAUUUUUUCGAUCCUGCUACGGUUAUUAGAGAAGAAUUGAAUAGAACCAUUGAAGGAGAUAAAAUUGAUGCUCAGGCGGGAUUAAUUGAUGGGUUAUCUGCUCAAGACAUUGAUGACUUGAGAGUGUUGGUUAAUAAUAUUGCUGAUGAAUAUAUAAACUUGCCUGGUGAUUUGCAAAACGACUUAACACUUUUGAAUAAUGUCACCACGGCAUCAUUCGCCUUGAUGAUUAUUGCUGCUGCGUUGUCCUUCCUUGUGAUUGUAUUUCAACUUAUCGCCAUGUGUCUUUCGCCCGACAAUUGUUGCUUGUCGUUUCUCAAUUUUUCGCUACAACUACUCACGUUCCUUACUUCGAUAUUAUCAGCAGCUCUUGCCACUGGUGCUUAUGUGUUUGUCAGAAGAAAAGUCAAUGAUGAGGUGGGCGAGUAUGGUAUCAAAUCGUUCUUGUCAAUAAACUUUUAUGCUUUUGCUUGGUCUGCAGCUGUUGCUGCAUUCUUGGUUGUGGUGUUUAGCGCAAUUGGUCACUGUUGUGGCUGUUUCAGUGGUGGAAGAAGAGGAAGAAGAUACAAGGAAGUUUCAGCAUAUGAACAUAAAGGUGAGUAUUGA
This is a messenger RNA of Lodderomyces margitis, 1254 nucleotides long. RefSeq lists its product as uncharacterized. The transcript has a single exon. Gene Ontology annotation, cellular component: plasma membrane; cell cortex of cell tip. Bases 1 to 1254 code for a protein of 417 amino acids. The record is from RefSeq and is a predicted model, not a curated record. Lineage: Eukaryota; Fungi; Ascomycota; Pichiomycetes; Serinales; Debaryomycetaceae. Gene Ontology annotation, biological process: fungal-type cell wall organization.